This is a messenger RNA of Paramecium tetraurelia, 429 nucleotides long. RefSeq lists its product as uncharacterized. NCBI's taxonomy places the organism in Eukaryota, Ciliophora, Oligohymenophorea, Peniculida, Parameciidae. The record is from RefSeq and is a predicted model, not a curated record. The transcript has 2 exons.
AUGAAUUAUAUUAACAUAUUUCCCAAAAAUAUCACUCGCUAAUUAUACGAUACUGGGCAAUAUUUAAUAUAAAAGUAUUCUUUUUAUUUCUCAUCUCCUCUUCCAAAUAGCUUUGAAUUUUUCGACUAUUUGAUUGAUCUUUGCCUUUAAGAAUCUAAAUUUAGUUAUUACUACUAAAUCUCCAUCUAACAAUUAAUCAUCAUCCAAAGAAAAUGUUUGUAUCGCCCAAAAAUCCAGUUUAGAUCCAAUAAUUUGACUUUAUAUUGUCUUGAAUAAAUAUCUGUUAGCAAAAUGUAGUUUGCUGUAAUUAGAGAGUAAGUCAUGGUUGUUUCAGAUUUUGUGAUUGAAGGUGAGAAGGAUCUAUCUUUAUCACUUUUAAGUGCUGUAAUUCUAUUAACUAAAAAGAACCAUUAAGAAUAGUAUCAAUGA